UAUAAAUGGAACAAUGGGAUACUUGGCUAGCUAAUGAUAUUUCUGUUUGUAAUAAAAUUAAAAAUGAAAAUAAUAUUAAAGAAACAACAAAUAAAUUGGCAGAAAAUAUUAGAAAUAAUAAAUCAAAUAAUACACAGGAAAUAAAUAAAUCAGAUGAAACAAUAACGACGCCUUUAUGGUCACCAAAAAUUAUAGAAAACCCCAAAAAACUUAAUUGUACAUCAAAAAGUGAUUUGAAUUCAUUUAUUCAAUUAAUUGAAAGGAAGAAACCUUUAGAUGAAAUUUUAAAAAUUGAAAACCUUUCGGAUGAAUUAAAAAAUGAGGCAAUUCUUUGGGAUGAAAAAUUUCCAGACUUGACAAUAUUUGGAAAGGGAAUAAAGAAAAGUUUGGAACAACAAGAAAGAGAUAAUUUAAGAAAAAUAAUUUCAAAAAGAAUUAUUGAAGAACAUUUAAUGCCUGAGGUCUAUGCUUCUCUUAAUACAAGUAAUUCAGUUAAUAAUAAUUCGAAAUCUAGCCAUUCCUUUCUUCCACCAAUAUUGAAUUCUCAAAAGAAAGAGUUGAAUAAAAUGAUAAACAAAAGAUGAACAUUUUACGUUCUAAACACAUUCUAAUCCUUCCUAAAAAGUGGAACUUCUUUUUUAAUAUUCCACAUU
Messenger RNA from Meloidogyne enterolobii, 653 nucleotides. Lineage: Eukaryota; Metazoa; Nematoda; Chromadorea; Rhabditida; Meloidogynidae. The record is from the annotation of a GenBank genome assembly.